This is a messenger RNA of Nothobranchius furzeri (turquoise killifish), 948 nucleotides long. It is a transcript of the gene mlnl, whose product is annotated as motilin-like. NCBI's taxonomy places the organism in Eukaryota, Metazoa, Chordata, Actinopteri, Cyprinodontiformes, Nothobranchiidae. The record is from RefSeq and is a predicted model, not a curated record.
AGCAGCAUUCCGAUCUCCUCCACCUCUCUGACGGCGAACAGCGCGUAGCCCGCCGCGUGCUCGAACAACACACGGAGCACAACCUGCACAAGAUAAAUCAGAAACAGGGUUUGACACAACUUAAGGCGUCGGAGGGAAGCUUCCUGCUAGACGGAAGUGUUAACACUAGACUGCACGUGGUCACCAGGAGGCAGCCCUAAUUUAGGAGCAUGGAGCAGCGUUCCUGAAGGAGCCUCUUAAGGAGCGGAUGUGAGGGAGGACAGAGCCCAGCCUUGACACUAGAAGGUCUGAUAUAAAGACCGACUGGGACAGGCUGACUCUCAGACCGCCGGAGUCCUCCUCGUUUACAGGAACGCUUCCACAAACAGCUGGCCGACGCAGCACACAACAUUUCUGCUGUGACUCCCCCGACUCAAGUCACACUCACACGGUGACAGGAUGAGCAUGCGUGGAACGGUGGCAGGUUGCAUGGUGCUGGUGUUCAUGCUGGUGUUCCUGGCUGAGAGGACAGAGGGACACAUUACGUUCUUCAGCCCAAAGGAGAUACAGCUGAUGAAGGAGCGAGAAGGUAAGAAGGACACGGGGCCUCGGUCAGACGACGGUCCGUUUGAGGAUGUCACUGUUCGGCAAGCUCCUCGGAUGGAGCGUGAUCCCAAUCCCGAAAACUCGUUGGAUUUAGAUGUCCGUCUAUCACCCAAACAGCUGGUUCGUGUGGCUCCGGUGCUCGAGGAGAAAUAGUGGAGGGGCUUCAGAAAGGUAUUAUGAUAUCAGUGUGUGGCACAUUCUUCAGUUUUUACAAUAAAGAUGAGUGGAAACCUGCAAGGAAUGACCAAUGUCUGUCUCUGCAGCCAAGUUGCAAGGCCAAGGGCACAAGAGGACCAACGCUGUAGAAAUAUAAGCAUUUUGUUGUGUUUGAAUGAAAUAAGCCAAUAAAUUAAAGUGAUUGUA